AUAGGUCAGUUUUUCUAGUUUGGGAUUUACAAAAGACACCUGGUUUGUUCAGAGGGAACUUAGCUCCUUCUAUCUGUUGUUAUUCUGUUGUCUUUGUUUGUUCUUGAAUUUGGAAUCUCUCUCCUAAUGCCUCCUGCUGCUGUAUCCUUGUUUCUUUUUCUGGUUCUCACCUCUCUUGAAAUUCUUCUUUCUGCUGGCGAAGAAGAGCGGGGGCCUAAAAACUGCCCGCCCUUUAAAUGCGGUAAUUUUACUGCACCGUGGUUCCUUUCCACUGUUAGUGGAAAUUUAAGUGCACCUGGGUGUGGGAUUUUCCUAAUUGAUGGGUGCAAUGAAACAGUUCAGAAGAUCCAACUGGAGAAGGGAAGAGGAAGAUGGUAUACACUUGAAGGAAUGUCCCAAGGGGAGAGGUUAUGGGAGAACAACAUUACCAUUCAGGAUGAUAAGCUUUUACAAUCUCCUGAUUGUCAAUUGUUUUCCAAUUUGCCUCUUUCCAACUCUACUGGUAACUCUUUCCGUAUUCUUUCCGCAGUUGCUAUUCUCAAUUGUAGCAAAAGCCAUCGAAAAAAUGCCAUCCCCGAAUACUUCACUCACAUAAACAGAAGCUGCAACAACCGCAGUGUAUACUAUAGGAUCUAUGAUGCACCUCUUGAUACCAAUUUGAAUGUACCUUCGACUUGUUCUCUUGUAUUUGAUUUCCCACUUAAGAACCUCCCUUCAUACAACAAAGACCACUUUACACCAUUGCCUGCCAACUUAUCCAUACGUGUUGAAAUCCACCUUCCUGGUCUCGAUCAUGAUCCUGAUCUUGAUCCUGAUCCUUGUCAUGUAUGUCGAAAAGAUGGCGGAUGCUCAAGUCAUUGUUCCAAAAACAGAAAAGGGAAAUUAGCAUUGAAGCUAGGAGUUGGAUUUGCAGUUUCAACUGUUGUUCUAAUAAUCAUGUCUAUCCUUAUCGUGCGGGUUCGCUCCAAUGAACAGAAUUAUGGCUCUUCAAACCUUUCACGUGGGGGCAACGUCAACUUGAAGAAAAAAUAUUGUAAUGAUAUUGAAGCUUUCCUAAGAAGCAAUGGGCGUCUGGCUCCGAAGAGAUAUAGUUUUAAAGAUGUUAAGAAAAUGACAAACAAGUUCAGAGAUAAAUUAGGUGAAGGAGGAUUUGGGGCUGUUUACAAGGGGAAGCUAUCUGAUGGGUGUCAGGUUGCAGUGAAGGUCUUGAACAAAAUGAAGGACAAUGGGGAAUCAUUUAUGAAUGAGGUUGCGAGCAUUAGCAGAACGUCCCAUGUUAACAUAGUCACUCUUUUGGGGUUUUGUUUUGAGGGUCAUCAACGAGCUCUGGUCUACAAGUUUAUGCAAAAUGGAUCUCUGGAGAAGUUCAUUCAUCAAGAAAAUCCUUUGAACGCUGAUAAUCAACUAAAGCGGGAAACCCUAUACAACAUUGCAGUUGGCAUAGCCAAAGGAUUAGAGUACCUGCACCGUGGAUGCAACAUGCGCAUUUUGCAUUUUGACAUCAAGCCUCAUAACAUUCUCUUAGAUGAUGACCUCUGCCCCAAGAUAUCUGAUUUUGGCCUUGCUAAAUUGUGCCCCCGAAAAGAGAGUAUGGUUUCAAUGACAGAUGCAAGGGGAACGAUCGGAUAUAUUGCUCCGGAAGUAUUUUUUAGAAGUAUUGGAAGGGUAUCCCAUAAGUCUGAUGUCUAUAGUUACGGUAUGAUGGUUCUAGAGAUGGUUGGGGAGAGGGAAAAUAUCAAUGCUAAAUCAGAUCAUAGCAGUGAAUAUUUCCCACAGUGGAUUUACAGGCGUCUUGAAUUGGAUGAAGAACCUGGAAUUUGGAGCAUUACAAAUGAGGAUGAUAAAGAAAGAGCAAGGAAGAUGACAAUAGUAGGCUUGUGGUGUAUACAAACUAACCCCUCAGACAGGCCGCCAAUGUGCAGAGUCCUGCAAAUGUUGCAAGGGAACCUUAAUUCCUUGGAAAUUCCACCCAAGCCUUUCUUUUCUUGUCCACCGAGGUUACCCACUGAGGCUGAUGUCAGUUCCCCAAGUUCACUGAUUCCAUCCCAGAUACCAUAGAAGAGUGAUUUGAUGAUUGUUUUGUGAAGUGUUGCUUGAUAUUGUUACCUAUUCAAUUGAAUUGUAAUUGGAAUUAGUACCUCAUAAGGAAAAAAAAAGAAAAAAGAAAAAGAGAGUGUUUCU
Messenger RNA from Rubroshorea leprosula, 2181 nucleotides. The record is from the annotation of a GenBank genome assembly. NCBI's taxonomy places the organism in Eukaryota, Viridiplantae, Streptophyta, Magnoliopsida, Malvales, Dipterocarpaceae.